Monomorium pharaonis (pharaoh ant) is the source of this 4234-nucleotide messenger RNA. RefSeq names its product ankyrin-1. The coding region runs from base 1752 to 3209 and encodes 485 amino acids. The record is from RefSeq and is a predicted model, not a curated record. The transcript has 6 exons. NCBI's taxonomy places the organism in Eukaryota, Metazoa, Arthropoda, Insecta, Hymenoptera, Formicidae. Gene Ontology annotation, cellular component: cytoplasm. Gene Ontology annotation, molecular function: protein binding.
AACAAUCGCGAUGUAACGUCGAGUAUCGACGACGACGUAUGGGGUGGACGCGAGAUCGUCGUCGUCGUCGUCGUCGUGCCGGAUGUCGCAAUCAGCAGCGAACGCCUGAAGAGAAUUGAUUUGAGAUGUCAGAGUGACAAGUAGUCGAGUGUUCUCGCGGAGUGGGAAUUUUUUUUCGAUUGGUGCAAGAGUCAAGAGUAAACUACUGAAAACGUUUCAAUUAAUUUCUCAACUAAUUUCUGCCUAGGAGUUAUCUUUUUUUCGGAAACUAUAUUCUAUAAAAAAUUUAGAUUGAAUAUUUUCUCCUUUUCUUUAAAUUUUUCCCAAAGUUAAUCUGUGAACUGAUAUAUUAUAGUAUCAUCUGUUAAAUUAAAAUUAGGAGGACCAAGGGAAAUAUAAAUCGAAACGAUGAUUCAAAUCUUUUCAUUAGUAGCUCACCUGCCAACAAAUUUCUUAUACAAUAUAUGUAGUAUUUCGCCACUUUACGCAAAGAGAUAUACGCUUUGGAAAUUAUUUAAAUAAAUAAAUAUGGCGCUAAUAAUCUGAUAAGAAACCGCGAAGAUAAUACGAAUAAUUGAAUAAUAUGUUGCUAUUAAUUAUUAGCUGGAAACUAGAAAUUAUUUAAUGCUCGAUAUUUUUGAUCAGCGGCUUCCGGUUCUGUAACGGAAGUCUCGUGUCAUGCGACAGGUGUCAAGCCGUAAUAUCUGGAGCAUACGUUACUUCUGUCUCGAUACUUGAAGCAUAUCGCCAAAUUGCGCGAUAUUAUCAAGAUCUUGCAUCAAUUCGGACUAAAUGUUUACAAUAGUCGGAUAUACGCGGCGAAAAUUGGCAGUGAAUAUCGAGUCUUUUGCGUCGUUACCGCGCUGGUCGCGGAUCGAUCUUUAUCUUGCGAGAAAAACUAGAAUGUGUCGUGCGACACAUGAUUAUUACCUUCGCCGUUAACGAUCCAAGGGUUGCAGUCGGCCUAUCAUACCUCGUAUAAAUUUACAAAGACUUUUGUUAUCAUAGUAAUUUCCGCGCGUUUCUUUUCAAGAAUUAACGUGUUUCGAGUUAACAAUUACAACUGCAAUUUUUAUGAUACAAAACUAUCUCGAUUUUUAACAACCAUUAACAUUGAAAUGACUCGACUAAACAAAAUCGCAAAGGUGUAAUGUUUUAAAACUAACGGACUAUCUUAAUUUAGAUCUAAUCCGACGUUAUAAUAUCAAAAUAGAGAGCGACAGGGAAUUUUCCUUUAAUUAAACUUAGCUAUUUCAUUGAGUCGAGAGAAUCAGUUUUUAAAUUAUCAGAAAUGAGUUUAGUGUUUUUUUUUUUUUUUUUAAUUUGAGGGAUGAAACUUGUAAUUGCGCAUUCACGUUGCUCUUGAGUCUUCGGAAAAAAAAAAAAAAAAAAUUGCUCGGAUCAUCGUUACACUGAAUCGUGCGAUUGUUCGGGCAACAAAGUGCUAAAGAGCGGCUGCGGAGAGCGCGUUGCGCGCCAGAUCUUCGCGGAGGCGCAGACUGCGUGAUUCUCACUCAGUCGACGACGCCGCGGGACUUCCGGCAUCAUCGCCAAAAUUGCGCCGUCCUCUUGGCAGGGCUUCUGGUGCUCGUGACGCGCGUCAGCGAAGUUCCCCGCUGCGGGAACGGCGAUUGCAUUACUCACCUAUCGUCAGCCAAAUCGUGUAUCUCACGGAGAUCGUUGCGGAGAGAUCGCUACCGUCGGGGGAAAAUCUUCGCGCGUCUCCGUCCUUUCACCGGCGAUCACCAGCGAUGUCCGGAUUCUGGAAUCGAGAUUUAUCGGAUUUCCGUGCUCGUCGUAUAAGGCAAAUCAGACUCGAUAUUAAAAUGCCGACCGAGUGCAUCGCCAACCCGUUGCAGCGGGAGCUGGCCGACUCGAUAAUACGGCUGCAGCCGCUCGACGAGAUCCGCAUCCUCCUCGCGUGCGGCGCCAAGCCGAACGAGCCGGUCACCCAGGGCCUCAGGCCCCUGCACUACGCCGUCUGGCAGCGGUACACCGAGGCCGCCCAGCUGCUGCUGGUGCGAGGCGCCGACAUCGACGCCACCGACGAGUGCGGCUACUCGGCCCUGCAUCUCGCCGCCGAGCACGGCUACCUCGACCUGGUGAAGCUGCUGCUGAAGUAUGGCGCCAAGGUGGACCAUCGACAGGACACGGGGGAACUCUUCCCUAGGACUAUGUUGUGCGACGAGCCGCUACGCUUGGCCCUACGAAACCGCCACGUCGAGGUCGCGAAGACCCUGCUCGAGGCCGGCGCCAAUCCGAACAAGAGGUACUUCUUCGGCUCCGAGAUUAAUCUGGUGUCGCCCUUGGACCUGGAGUGUAUGGAGCUGCUGUUAGCCUUCGGCGCUUAUCCGAACACUCGGGAUCGUGCCGGGUUGACGCCCCUCAUGAAGGCCGCCAGGCUACCGCAGGGUAUAGCCUCGGUGCUUCUGCUGCUGAGCUACGGCGCCGAUGUGAACGCGACGGCGGACGCCAGGCACGAUUACCGGACGGUGUUGCACUACGCGAUCCUCGGCGGCGACCCGGCGGUGAUCAAUCUGCUGCUGAAGCAAGGCGCCCGGCUGGACCUCGGGCCGGACUAUCAGAAACCGACGGCCCUGGAUCUGGCCGUACUCAAGGGCGACCCGUCGAUCGUCGAGAUGCUGCUCGAAGCGGGCGCAGACGUGAACGCUUCGUCGCCGAUCAUCGGCUCGCCUCUUCACGUGGCGUGCGCGGACAACAUCCCGAACCGGUUGGAGAUCCUGUGCAUGCUGCUCGAGCGCGGCGCCGAUCCCAACCUGGUGAUACGUAGCGACGACGGGCCGGCGCUGCGGCCGGUGCUCGCCGAGUACGUCGCCUCGAACGAGAACCCGUCCGUGGAGGUGGUGGCGUUGCUGCUGAAGUACGGCGCCCGGGUGGUGAUCAAGACGCAGUUCCGCGAUCCGCACGGUAUCCUCAACUCCCUGCAGAACACGGCCGACAAGCCGCUGUUGUUGCGUGCGCUGCUGGAGGCGGCGGAGAGCUUCGACCCGUGCAUGAUACGACGAUCCAGCAGUCUGACGGACGCGCAGAAAGCCCUGGUGAUGGAGGCGGCCAGGACGCCGCUGCCGUUGACCCAUCAGGCGAGACUGAUAGUCCGCAAGCUCUGUGGCACCAAGCUGCCGAAGAUAGUCAGGAAGUUGCAGCUGCCGCAGUCGUUGCACCGUUAUCUCCUCUACGACUACUACUAGCCGAGGAUGAGUUGUCGGGGGAUCGAGACGUUUGUUGGGAGGGAUGAUAUUUCGGUCGGAGCACUUCCUUGGAUUUCCGGUGUGAAUUGCUGAUUCUUAUAUUCCACGCCCUUGAAUCGGGAAUUAAAUGGAGCUACGAAACGCGAAACAGCAUUGAGUUUACUUUUUUUUUAGUUUUUUAAAAUUAUUAAUUAUAAAUGAAAGAGGUUAUUUACCAAAAGAAAUUAAUUUAUUUAUUUAUUCUAGCUACUAUUAUUAAUACUUCGAUAGCUAUCUAAAAUUAUAUAAUACAAAGAGAACGAUUUUGAAACUUUCGUGCUGAUCAAUGCUGUUUUCUUUUUCAGAGCUUCGUCAAAAUCGUAGACUUGAGAUAAAAAGGACAAGUGUCACCUCGCUAGAAAUGAUCUGUACCGAUAACAUUCGUCGAAGUUUUCCUCGAAGAUUAUUGGAGCGAUGCGGAAGAUAAAGUAUUUGCGCGCUACUGUGAGUCUACGUCAAUUCGAUGAGUACAAUAACGAGGCUGUCGAGGCAUCAACCUCUUAUUUUUACUUAGAGUAUUCUUCUUUUACACGAUAUAUAUAUGAAGCGAUAUAACGCUUAGACAACAGUAUAUAUGUUAUAUGUAUAUUACUUGUACUUAUUACUUGUACUUAUUACGAUUCUAGUCAUCAAAUGUUUUAUAUGUAUGUAUUUUCUCCCUACUUUAUAUGUAUAUCGAGAAGAUUAAUUGUUCGUGACAAUAGAAAAGCGAUACAGGAUACGCAUUCUCGUUGCUCAAACGCGUGAACGGCCGGGAUUUUCUGUGUAUUUAUCGCGAGGUACUCUUGAAUCUGUGGGAAUAUUGCGUACAGAGUUUUAGGGAGUUACGCAGCGAAAAAGCUCGUUGCUCGGCGUCUAUAGCUGCGGGCAAACCGGGAGAGAAUCUCUUCCAACGAGACGAUUGGCUUUUUUGUACCUUUGUAUAUAUGAUGAUAUAUACGCUCAACAUGUACAAUAAAGAGAAAUAAAGGAGAAUCAAAAAGGAA